GGGCUAAAACAACACAACGAUCAGUCAAUUAAUUGAUUAGUCAAUCAACACAACGGGCUCCGGCUUCUCAAACUGAAUCUCUUUGUCUGGUCGUUGGGCAGAGAAAGCCAUCAUCUUGUAAUGACAAUUUAUACACAAAAUAAUUUAUCGAUUAAUGGAAAAUAUAACCAGCAGAGUUACUGGUAGUGAAAGUAAAUGUUAGAUGCAGCUGUACAUGAGUCGCUUCUGAAACAGAAAGUAGUGAAAAACCUCCUACUUUGAGGUUUAGUGUCAAACUAUGCACAGAAUAACAGGAAACCAAAUGAUUUAGACCAGUGGGUCCCAACCUGUGGGCCGGGUCGCAAAGCUGUUUUAAAGUGGGCCGACAAAUCAUUUGCAAAGCAGCAUCAUUUUGGUGAAAAGAUGUAAAACAUGCAAAGCAAAAAUAAACACAAAUAACAAAUUAAUAAUCUUUUUAAAACUAGAUUAGAUUAGACUAACAUUUUUUUUUUCUUUUUUAAAACUCAUUUCAUUGUUUUUAUUUCUCGUAUAAAGGCCUGUCCCUGGCGUCAAUGAGGUCGGAUGUGGGUCGUCAGCAUUUGAUUUUGAGGUGGGCCAUGAGUUGGGAAAGUUUGGAAGCCACUGAUUUAGACUAUUUCAAAUAACGCCUAAUGAAAUAAAUGAAGCGAAAAACUUCACCGAACCUACAUGGAGUGAUAUGAAUCACUCUGUGGGACUUUCCAUGAACAGAGGUUAUUUUAAAAUGACAUAAUAACAAACUAAAAGAAGGACUGUUUAGAAAUACUAACAUAAGGCUUGUGGUAUGUUUGCUGUUCUCACACUGGCUGCUAAGAGAGAGGUAAACACAGAAAGUAGGGUUACUUAGGGUUAGUAAUACAUUUCUUACUACAUGAGAGGAAAUACUGGGUGUCGCAACAGGCAGAUUUGCAUGGAUAUAAAAGCAUCUGCUUAAAACACAUCUUGGUGUGAACCCUUCUCUCUCUGGUAAGUUCAAACGCGGCCUCGUCAAACUUUAAACCGCUCGUAUUUUAAUGAUCUUUAUAGAUACUGUGAACUGCAAAAAAACUGUGUUUGCUAUCAUUGCAGGAGAACCACAGCACAGCCAAGCCGAUUACAGAAUGAUGCUCAGGGUUGUGCUCUCAGUGCUGCUGCCGGUAGCAGCUUAUCAGUCUCUGCUGCCCACAGACUGUAGCGACAUCUACAAAGCCGGUUCAGGCCUGGACGGGGUGUACACCAUCUAUCCAGCAGGCCCGAUCUCUCCCGUGCAGGUUUACUGUGACAUGAGCAGAGAUGACACUGGCAGCUCUGCAGAGAAGUGGACUGUCAUUCAGAAAAGACAAGAUGGCACGGUGAACUUCUUCAUGAAGUGGGAUCACUACAAAACUGGAUUUGGCAGCGCUGCUGGAGAGUAUUGGCUGGGCCUGGAGACAAUGCACCUGAUGACCCAGGCUAAGAGCUACGAGCUGAGGGUGGACAUGGAGGACUUUGAGGGCCAGACGGUCUUUGCCCAGUACUCUUCCUUCUCUGUUGGUCCGGAGUCGGAGGGAUACAAGCUAAAUCUGGGAAGUUUCGCUGGGGGAGCAGCAGGAGACUCCCUCAGUCUUCACAAUGGUAUGAAAUUCACCACCACUGAUAAAGAUCAAGAUACACAUAGUUCAAACUGUGCCAGGCUGGCCUAUGGAGGAUUCUGGUUCGCAGCCUGCUUUGGUGCUAACCCCAAUGGGGUCUACACCUGGGGACCGUCACCCCGUGCAGCUGGUGUACAGUGGAACACUUUCAAAGGACUCGAAUACUCCCUGAAAACCAUGAUAAUGAAGAUCAGACCAAUUGCAGUUUAAAAAUGGAACUGGGUCAGGAGCCACUUUGUUUAACUGGUGCAUCACAAAUAGAAGAAUUAGCAAUGUUCACACUCAAAACAACUAGAGUUUUCUUUUGUAUUUAUUCACUGAGGAUGGAGACAGUUUAACCUCUAUUUAACAGGCAGGAUCAACCAACAGUGAAUUGAUCGUACUGUCAUUUUAAAAAAAAAAAGAAAAAAAUUCAAAACACAUCAAUGAGCAACACUGCCGCACUGGGCGACAUGUUUCCAUGUUGUUCAUGUUUUUUUACAGGAUCCAUUAAAAAAAAGCAAAUAUGUCUGA
Messenger RNA from Seriola aureovittata, 2141 nucleotides. RefSeq names its product microfibril-associated glycoprotein 4-like. The record is from RefSeq and is a predicted model, not a curated record. Lineage: Eukaryota; Metazoa; Chordata; Actinopteri; Carangiformes; Carangidae. The transcript has 5 exons. Bases 1032 to 1838 code for a protein of 268 amino acids. Gene Ontology annotation, biological process: elastic fiber assembly.